Messenger RNA from Vespula pensylvanica (western yellowjacket), 2972 nucleotides. RefSeq names its product transcription factor HES-1-like (gene Sidpn). Gene Ontology annotation, biological process: anterior/posterior pattern specification; regulation of transcription by RNA polymerase II; regulation of neurogenesis. The record is from RefSeq and is a predicted model, not a curated record. The transcript is spliced from 3 exons. Gene Ontology annotation, molecular function: protein dimerization activity; RNA polymerase II cis-regulatory region sequence-specific DNA binding; DNA-binding transcription factor activity, RNA polymerase II-specific. The coding region runs from base 1097 to 2491 and encodes 464 amino acids. Gene Ontology annotation, cellular component: nucleus. NCBI's taxonomy places the organism in Eukaryota, Metazoa, Arthropoda, Insecta, Hymenoptera, Vespidae.
UCUCUGUCUAUCUUUCUCUUCGCAUUAUAAAAAAUAAUAGUAAUAGUAAAAGUAAUAAAAAUAAGAAUAACGAUAUAUAUGUAUAUAUGCGAGAAUAUAUAUAUAUAUGUGUAUAUAUAAAUAAACUAAGAGGUGAUCCUUUGACAAUGGCAAAUCGUUUUCGAAAAGAGUGAGAUUGAUUGUCAACGAGUGUCACUUUUGGAUUAAGAAGAACGAGAGGAGUAUAUAUACUGCUCCGACUAUUUGGAUUAUAUUUGUUUGGUUUGGUGUAAAAAAGAGAAAGAACGAACGAAAAGGAAAGUAAAGGGAAAACAUCAUAAGUGCGUGAAGAAAUUUCGAGGAAGGAUUGAAAGAUUUCAGACUGGAUUCUUUACUUUCAAGGACGAGGAUCGCGAGAUUCUCGUCGCACGAAUAGUUCUUUGCAUAUCUGUUUAUCUCUCUUUCUCUAUCUCUCUCUCUCUCUCUCUAUCUCUCUCUGUCGUGAGAUUGCAAAAAGGAGAGAAGAGGGGUAGAAGGGACGAUUAAAAGAGAAAGAGAGAGAGAGACACGCGUCGUCUCGUCUCUCCCGAUCUCGCGAGUGACAAGUGGUCGGCGACGCGCGCUUCAACCACGUGGCCGCUGGUGUUUGCGCCGGUGUUGUGUGCUCCCACACGGGGUGUCGAACGCGAUCACGAGAAAAUUUCUCGCUGAGAACUAAACUUUGCUCGUCCGAGUUGUAGUGACAAUCGAAGUUUCUUGUAUUGCUCUGAGACGUUAAGUGGGAGUGAAGAGAACAAGAGAGGGGAAAAAAAGAAACGAAGAUUAGAAAUAGAAUCGGACAUUGAAUUUCGAAGAAACAAUUUUCUUGGUGAGAAAGGACAGGAAAAAAAAAAGAACAAAAAAGGACACAAUCGUUUGUGCAAUAUUAUGAAACUCUUUUAAGAAAGAUCCUCGAACGAACGAACUAUUUUUUUCGAGAUCACGGAAAAGUCCAUACGUACGAUCUCGUUCGCAUUGGACACUGUGAUACGCGAAAUGCUGAGUGCCUCGGCCACCUCCAGACAAGAACGUAGGGUGCUGCGAACGUCGUUUUUGAGGGCCGUGGAGGCCUGCUAAGAUGACCGCACGUCUCCACUCGCUGAGGCACCAGGAGAAGAAAUCAGUCGGCAACAGCCACAGGCAACAUCAUCAACAAUCUCAACACCAACAGGCCGUACAUCAGGGUCCUAGUCCGGCACCCAGUCCCAGUCCUAGCCUUAGCCCGAGCCCGAAACACUCGGACGGACGUCGAGCGAACAAACCACUAAUGGAAAAGCGACGACGAGCGAGGAUCAACCAAUCUCUGGCAGCCCUAAAGGCGCUGAUCCUUGACAGCGCUAGGCUCGAGAAUACGAAGCACAGUAAACUCGAGAAAGCUGACAUCUUGGAGUUGACGGUGAGGCAUCUGCAAAGGCAAAGAUCUCUCGCACAACCUGGCCUGUCCAGGUACAAGGCCGGCUACCAGGAUUGCUCGAGGGAGGUGAGUCGAUAUCUCGAUGCCCCAGACAUCAUUACGGGCAAUACGACGCCGAUGGACCCGGCAGUGAAGCAGAGGUUACUUCGUCAUCUGGACAGUUGCGUGUCCGAGCUUGAUCUAGAUCUUGGAUCGAGGCCUGACAGUGGAUUGGGUAGUAGUCCUGGUAGCGUGACGGAUCGUGUGACCGGAGCUACGAGUCCUGGUCCUUUGGAUCACCACGUGCCACCGACGCCUCAUUGCAGUACGGCCUUGAACCCAGCUGGCUUGAUAAAGUCCGAGAUACCGGAGAUGGAGACGGCCAGGCCGGAUAGUAGCACGACGGCCGGAGACGAGAACAACAACAGUAGCAGGCCGACGUCGGCGUUCAGUCAAGUAAAUCCAGCGGGUCUGGAUCCACAUCACCCUUCCGGUAUACCGGUCGAUCAAGCCUCAACGUCACAGCAAAAUCCGAAUAUGCUGUCGGUCGUUCAGGUGAUACCUUCGAGACUACCUGACGGCCAAGUGGUUUUUCUUCUACCUAGUCACUACGUCCAACUCGCUGCGGCGGCUGCGGCGAACGGCAUCAGCAUCGGACCGAACCCACCAACCGCGAUCUGGGCAGCUACCAACAUGUCCUUGCUCAAAGCGACGGACAAACUAGCCAAAAGACCUCACGAAGAGAUGCAGGAUUGGCAGGAAGCCGCGACUGGUGUGAAACCUAGCAAGAGUCCUCGAAUGCAGGAUCAACCUGAACAGCCUCUCGACUUUACUACCAAUUCGAAGAAAUUGAAGACGGGCUCGAGAACUUCUAUUCACGGUAUACCGGGUGUCGAACAUCAACAGCAACAGCAACAACAGCAGAUACCACCAUCGCGAACGACGACCGACGGAGCGAUCGUUCACGAAGACAGACCCUCUAGUCAUGCGGGUAGUGAAAUCGCUGUUGGAAUGCCAUCGCCAUCGCAGCUCGGUCAACAGGCUGUUAAGGAUGAAGAGAGCAUGUGGAGGCCUUGGUAAAUCGAAUACCUUUGGCCGAUCGAUCGUCGAUCUUAUUUGUAUAUAAAUUACAUAUAUAUAUAUAUAUAUAUAUAUAUAUAUGUUAUAUAUGUAUGUAUAUAUAUAGAUUAUAUAUAUAUACUCUCUAACGUUUUAUCGAUGGAGAUUCGAGUGAAACAGCUUCGAUUCGAGACAACAUCCCCUAGUCAAGGAAAAGGCAGACGAGAUGGUUUUUCCUUCGCGUGAACGAUUUCAUCGCAAGGAGCCCAGCAAUCGUCGAAAUUUUUCUCACGACUCGUCGAUACCAACUUGUACAAGAGAAACGUGUAAGUACGUAUAUAUGCAUGUACGUGCGCUAACGCUAGCCGUCUGACGUCAAACUCGAAGUUCUUUCUCUUCUUCGAAGCAGUUUCAUACGAUUCCGAAUGCCAAAGUAGUAAACGAGGCGAAAAAAUUUAACGAUCGUAAAAAAAAAAAGGAAGAAAAGAAAAAAAGGAAGAAA